CCUCCGCUCCCCGCCGCUCGCGGCGCGCACAGGUUUGGCCGCUCGCGGCCGCCGUCCGGCCCGCGCCCCGCCCGGUGCCGCCAUAUUUUGGCCGCCGCCGCCACCACCGGAGCCGCCGCCGCCGCCGCCGCGAUGGAAAAUUAUCGAAUGAAGAGCUACAAGAACAAAGCCCUGAACCCCGAGGAGAUGCGCAGGAGGAGGGAAGAGGAGGGGAUCCAGCUGCGCAAACAGAAACGGGAGCAGCAGCUCUUCAAAAGGAGGAAUGUGGAGCUGAUCAACGAGGAUGAGUCCAUGUUUGACAGCGUCCUGGUGGAUUCCUACGUCACCUCCACCACGUCUGGGGAGGGAUUGAUCACAGGAGAGAUGGUGGAGAUGCUUUUCUCAGAUGACCCUGACCUACAGCUAGCAACCACUCAGAAAUUCAGGAAAUUACUCUCCAAAGAGCCAAAUCCUCCAAUAGAUGAGGUGAUAAACACUCAGGGAGUGGUGGAGAGGUUCGUGGAGUUCCUGAAAAGGAGUGAAAAUUGCACAUUACAGUUUGAGGCUGCGUGGGCCCUGACAAACAUCGCCUCAGGGACUUCCCAACAAACCAAAAUAGUCAUCGAGGCUGGGGCAGUUCCCAUCUUCAUAGAGCUCCUAAACUCUGACUUUGAGGAUGUUCAGGAGCAGGCUGUCUGGGCGCUGGGGAACAUUGCUGGGGACAGCUCUGUGUGCAGGGAUUAUGUCCUGAACUGUGCCAUCCUCCCUCCCUUACUGAUGCUCCUCACCACGUCCACCAGGCUGACAAUGACACGAAACGCUGUCUGGGCCUUGUCAAACCUGUGCAGAGGGAAGAGCCCACCUCCAGAAUUUGAUAAGGUGUCCCCCUGCCUGCCAGUGUUGUCCCGAUUGUUGUUCAACAGUGACUCUGACCUGCUGGCAGACGCGUGCUGGGCUCUGUCCUACCUGUCCGACGGUCCCAACGAGAAGAUCCAGGCUGUGGUGGACUCGGGGGUGUGCAGGAGGCUGGUGGAGCUCCUCAUGCACAACGAUUACAAAGUGGCCUCUCCAGCUCUGCGAGCCGUGGGCAACAUCGUAACGGGGGACGACAUCCAGACCCAGGUGAUUCUGAACUGCUCAGCCCUGCCUUGCCUCCUCCAUUUAUUGAGCAGUCCCAAGGAAUCCAUCAGGAAAGAGGCGUGCUGGACCAUAUCCAACAUCACAGCAGGGAACAGAGCACAAAUCCAGGCAGUGAUAGAUGCCAACAUCUUCCCGGUGCUGAUCGAGAUCCUGCAGAAGGCAGAAUUCCGCACGAGGAAAGAGGCAGCCUGGGCCAUCACCAACGCCACCUCUGGAGGCACCCCCGAGCAGAUCAGGUACCUGGUGAAUUUGGGUUGCAUCAAACCUCUCUGUGACCUGCUGACUGUCAUGGACUCCAAGAUUGUCCUGGUGGCCUUGAACGGGCUGGAGAACAUCCUGAGGCUGGGAGAGCAGGAGGCCAACCAGAGUGGGACAGGCAUCAACCCCUACUGCAGCCUCAUCGAGGAGGCCUAUGGUUUGGAUAAGAUAGAAUUCCUCCAGAGCCACGAGAACCAGGAGAUCUACCAGAAAGCCUUUGACCUGAUCGAGCACUACUUUGGGGUGGAGGACGACGCGUCGGUGGCGCCCCAGGUGGAUGAAAACCAGCAGCAGUACAUCUUCCAGCAACCCGAGGCUCCCAUGGAAGGAUUCCAGCUAUAAUCCCGGGAGAAAUCCUCAAAAAAAAAACCCACCACGAACUUUCUGGGAAGUUUGGGAGAGCAGCUGCUGGUCCUGGCUGGCGAGGCUGGGCACCCACUCCACCCGUUUAGGAAAAAAACUCUGCAAACACACAGAGAUCCUCCUGGAGAAAAGGGGAAUUUCUGCUCCCUGUGUCUCUGGGCUGCUGCUCACGAUGUUUUUGGAGGCAGGAGGGACGUGGAGGUGACAGCUGCCACCUCUUGGUGGCUCCUUCUUUGUGGUGGUGUCUCCCCAAUGCAGUUUUUACCUCGGGUUGGGUGAGGACACAGAGAGGAGGGAGCUGUUCUGGCCACAGUAAUUCUGCAAAAACAUGGGUUGAUCUAUUUAAAUUUUCUUUUUUUUUUUCUUUUUUUUUUCUUUUUUUUCUUUUUUUUUCUUUUUUUGCACAUGUUACUCUUUAUUAAAAGACUCUUUAAUAUGCCAAGAGCAAAGUUGAGCCCUGGCCUUCCUCCUUCAGGUGGACAAUCCUGGUGAAGCCAGGACCAGUUCCCUGAUGAAAAAUACUGAAAAUGGACAGAAAAAUGAGAAGUUCUCUCACUGCUGGGAAGUUUUUUUUUUUUUUCUGCUGCGUCCCUUUGUCUAGAUUUUUUUUUGUUUGUUUUUUUUUUGAAGAACUGCUAGUGCUAUUUCCAAGGAUUAAAAACAACAACAACAAAAAAAAAAAAGCAACAAGAGCCCAAAGAUGGGAACUGGGGUGGAUUUUUUUGGAAGCACAGCUGCUGUUGCACAGGUUUGGUUUGCAUUGUACUGACUGUUCUCAGAGCUCUGAAAUGCUGAAACCCACCUUCAUCUUUACUUGAAAUACUUUAUUUUCCAUGAGAAACACGGGCUGAAUUUUGGGUUUUUCCUGCCUUGGGGUGGAGGAAGAUUUUACCCCACCUGCCAGCAGUGAUGGGAGCUCCAACAGCACCGGGUUUUCAGGUUUACCUCCUGCUCACAGUGGAAUAAUGCACAUUUCACUUCCAAAAAUGGCAAAUCUCUGUAUUUUUUAUAUUAUAGAUAGGGAGAUAUUUGUCUAAUCGGGCCACAGAGAAAACUAUAGAUGAAAUUCCUGUGAUUGCUGUAAAUAAGCACUGUGAGGCAGGCACGCCUGGAACCCGCCGGGCUCGGGGCUGUCCCGGUGCUCCUCCUGUUCCCUCCACCGGCCGCCGGUGAGCACGGAGCUCCCUCAGCCCCACCGGCGCAUUUCCAGUCACUUUGCCGCUAUUCCGGUAAAAGCGGAGGAGCAAACCCCCGGUUCUGGGGAGCGGGGGGAGCUGAGCCCUUGUUGUGGAAAGAAUAAACUCGGCCUGUGCAGG
Messenger RNA from Prinia subflava (tawny-flanked prinia), 3056 nucleotides. It is a transcript of the gene KPNA6, whose product is annotated as karyopherin subunit alpha 6. The transcript is spliced from 14 exons. NCBI's taxonomy places the organism in Eukaryota, Metazoa, Chordata, Aves, Passeriformes, Cisticolidae. Gene Ontology annotation, biological process: NLS-bearing protein import into nucleus. Bases 133 to 1719 code for a protein of 528 amino acids. The record is from RefSeq and is a predicted model, not a curated record. Gene Ontology annotation, cellular component: cytoplasm; nucleoplasm; nucleus. Gene Ontology annotation, molecular function: protein binding; nuclear import signal receptor activity.